UGACCUGCCGCCGUGCUCCAUUCACCCGGGCUGCCUCAGGGGUGGAGGUGGCAAGGGAGGGGGGCGCCCAUUGUUGCGCCGGGUACUUAAGGGGUCCUGAGGCCAGUCGUGUGCCACACUCGGUGCUCACACGAGCUGAUCUGAUCGCCGGCAACAUCACUCGGGAGACCAGCCCGGCGCGUGGCCCCUGCAGGCGAGGCGAGGAGGCAAAGCCAAGUUCCCCUUGCGCUCCUGCGCCUUUCCAGGCCCUCGCGCCCGCAGCGGGCACAAAGUAAGCCCGGGCCGUUCGGAACGUAAGUGCCUCCUCAGCCCCAGCGGCCCUGCCUCAGCCAGGCUCCUGCCAUCUAGUCGUCGUCCGAUCGAUCCUGCACAAAACGAUGCCAGCCCCCCUGGAGAUCUGUCUCUCCGACCUCGACUGCGCCAGCAGCAGCGACCUGUCCGGCUUCCUCACCGACGAGGAGGACUGUGCCCGGCUCCAACCUGCAGCCUCCGCCUCGGGGUCGCCCGCGCCGGCCCGCAGGGGCUCCCCGGGGAUGCCCGCGGCGUCCGACGUUCCAGGAGCGCAGGACGAGGAGCAGGAGCGACGACGUCGCCGGGGCCGUGCGCGAGUGCGCUCGGAGGCGCUGCUGCACUCUCUGCGCAGGAGCCGGCGCGUCAAGGCCAAUGAUCGCGAGCGCAACCGAAUGCACAACCUGAACGCGGCGCUGGACGCGCUGCGCAGCGUGCUGCCCUCCUUCCCCGACGACACCAAGCUCACCAAGAUCGAGACACUGCGCUUCGCCUACAACUACAUCUGGGCGCUGGCCGAGACACUGCGCCUGGCCGAUCAAGGGCUGCCCGGGGGCGGUGCCCGGGAGCUGCUCCUGCCUCCGCAGUGCGCCCCCUGCCUGCCCCGGCCCACGAGCCCCUCCAGCGACGCUGAGUCCUGGGGCUCAGGUGCUGCCGCCUCCCCCUGCGCCGCGGCCUCCUCACCUCUUUCUGACCCCAGUAGUCCUGCUGCCUCCGAAGACUUCCCCUAUGGCCCUGGCGACCCCCUUUUCUCCUUCCCUGGCCUGCCCAAAGACUUGCUCCACACGACACCGUGUUUCAUCCCUUACCACUAGGCCCUUUUCAGACACCGUUACCUUCCUCUUCCCUCGGUCAACGGGCAAUAGAUGGGGACCCCGCUGCGGCUUCAGGACCCCCACUCCAAGCGGAGGGAGGAAGCGGGAGCUUUAAAACGAUUGGGGAAUACCUGAGCCGCUUAUUAGGUCGCUGCACCCUCGUUGAGGCAGCCCCUUGGUCUGUUUCUCCAGCCUUCAGCCCCGGGCCCCUCCUGCCCGCCCUCAGACGGCCUUUCCUUUUGCACUUUUUAAACUCCACAAAAACCUCCUUUGUGGCUGGCUCAGAACUGACCCCAGCCACCACUUCAGUGUGAUUUGGAAAAGGGACAGAUGAGCCCCUGAAGACGAGGUGAAAAGUCAAUUUUACAAUUUGUAGAACUCUAAUGAAGAAAAACGAGCAUGAAAAUUCGGUUUGAGCCGGCUGACAAUACAAUGAAAAGGCUUAAAAAGGAGACACAAGGAGUGGGCUUCAUGCAUUAUGGAUCCUGACCCCCACCACUGCGGUCUCGCUCUAGGAAGAACCCAAGGGCUUGCGUAGCUAUUCAGGCACUGGGCUGGAGGGUACUUUAAUUUAUUCAAGAUACUUCAUUCAUAUGAAAAUGUAUUUUUGUAUAUAAAGAGUUUAUUCUAUUAUUAUGAGCUAUCGAAGUUUACAUUUUUGUACUGCAGAUGCUUCAUGUAAAUAAAAACUAAAAAAAAAUAAGUCACCAAGUUUCUUGCUUAAUCUCAAUGUCUCUGGGGCUUUUUCUUCCCUUCCUCCCGUAGCUGAACCACUGAAGUGAAACACUAUCCCCAUCCACCUCCAAACCUUCCAAUCCUUUUUCAAAAACAAUUAAAAAAUUAAAUGCACCUGAUUUCCACCAAGAAUCAGAUUAAAGACAGGCCAGGGUGUUUGGGAUCCAUCGUUUCCUUUCACAUUGUAAACACAAGGGAGAUCUUUGAGGUGCCCCGUAAGCCAAUUAAGACUUUUUAGUGGGGAAUUA
This is a messenger RNA of Heterocephalus glaber (naked mole-rat), 2086 nucleotides long. It is a transcript of the gene Neurog1, whose product is annotated as neurogenin 1. The record is from RefSeq and is a predicted model, not a curated record. Gene Ontology annotation, cellular component: nucleus. Gene Ontology annotation, biological process: forebrain development; axon development; sensory organ development. Gene Ontology annotation, molecular function: DNA-binding transcription factor activity, RNA polymerase II-specific; E-box binding; protein dimerization activity. NCBI's taxonomy places the organism in Eukaryota, Metazoa, Chordata, Mammalia, Rodentia, Bathyergidae.